This is a messenger RNA of Pangasianodon hypophthalmus (striped catfish), 4719 nucleotides long. It is a transcript of the gene sema3fb, whose product is annotated as sema domain, immunoglobulin domain (Ig), short basic domain, secreted, (semaphorin) 3Fb. The record is from RefSeq and is a predicted model, not a curated record. The transcript has 19 exons. NCBI's taxonomy places the organism in Eukaryota, Metazoa, Chordata, Actinopteri, Siluriformes, Pangasiidae. Gene Ontology annotation, biological process: negative chemotaxis; positive regulation of cell migration; negative regulation of axon extension involved in axon guidance. Gene Ontology annotation, molecular function: semaphorin receptor binding; chemorepellent activity. Bases 329 to 2692 code for a protein of 787 amino acids.
GCUUCGUGCAGCAGUCAGAGACAGGCGAGACUCCGGAGAGCUCCAGUGCGCGCUUUCCUCCUCAAUCUGCCCCGGAUCUGGAUCAACCUGCUCCUGAGGAGCUUUCCUCCCAGCCCAGUGUGUCAGGAACAUCAGGACUAUACACACGGACAGAUACACACACACUCACACACGCAUACACACACACACACCGCUGUGGAUUUGUGCGCCCGGAUUGGCGUGGGUUUUUUUUCUUGUUUUUAUUAAAUUUUUUUCUAAAAGGAGUGAGGAUUUCCACUUCAGCCCUGUCAGUAUUCCCAGAGGUUUCUGGAGGAGAAACUGUUGCACGAUGCUUUCGGACAGGUUCCGGUCGGUCCGGAUUCUCCUCGUUCUGUUUGUUCUCCUGGUUCCGAGCUCGGCCAGUGAUGCUCUCUCCGCCCCUCGGGUCUACCUCUCCUUUAAAGAACUGAGGUCCACGAACACGGCGCAUCAUUUCUCCUUCCUGUUAAACACGUCGGAUUACCGGAUCCUUCGCAUGGACGAGGAUCACGACCGCAUGUACGUAGGGAGCAAAGACUUCAUCCUGUCGCUGGACCUCCACGACAUCAACCACCAGCCACUCAUUAUCCACUGGCCUGUUACCUCACCAAGGAAGAUGGAGUGUGUGUUAAGUGGUAAAGACAACAAUGGUGAGUGCGGGAACUUUGUGCGUCUGAUCGAGCCGUGGAACAGGACUCACCUGUACGUGUGUGGGACUGGAGCCUACAACCCCGUGUGCACCUACAUCAACCGCGGACACAGAGCCAUGAUGCCUCUGCACCUGCAGGUGCCCCAGUCCAGAGGGAGGUCAAGUCGGGCGGCCGAGCUCGAGACUGUGACUGAUGAGACGGGACUACAGGAGUACAUCUUCCGCUUGGAGCCAGGCAAUGAGGAUUCUGGGAAAGGAAAGUGCCCAUAUGACCCAAAACUGAACAGUGUCUCUGCUUUGAUCAAUGGAGAGCUGUAUGCAGGCGUGUACAUCGACUUCAUGGGAACAGACUCAGCUAUUUUCCGAACAAUGGGGAAAAACACAGCCAUGCGCACGGACCAGUAUAACUCCAGAUGGCUGAAUGACCCCUCUUUUGUGCACGUGCACCUCAUCCCAGACAGUGCAGAGAAAAACGACGACAAGCUCUACUUCUUCUUUCGCGAGAAGUCUUUGGAGAUGGGCCAGAGUCCUAAAUCAGAGUCACGCAUCGGACGCAUCUGCCUGAACGAUGAUGGUGGUCACUGCUGCCUGGUGAACAAGUGGAGCACGUUCCUCAAAGCUCGCCUCAUCUGCUCUGUCCCAGGGGCUGAUGGGAUUGAAACACACUUCGACGAGCUCAGAGACGUGUACAUACAACCAACACAGGACAUCAAGAACCCGGUCAUCUACGGGGUCUUCUCCGUCUCUGGCUCGGUGUUUAAAGGCUCAGCGGUUUGCGUUUACUCCAUGGCCGAUGUUCGGAUGGUGUUUAACGGACCAUUCUCACACAAGGAGGGUCCAAACUACCAGUGGGUGGCGUACACGGGAAAAAUCCCCUACCCACGGCCAGGAACGUGUCCUGGAGGAACCUUCACCCCCAGCAUGAAGUCUACCAAGGAUUACCCUGAUGAGGUCAUCAACUUUAUGCGUAACCACCCUACCAUGUACAACUCGGUGUACCCCGUCCACAAGCGCCCUCUGGUGGUCAGGACCAAUGUGGACUAUGAGUUCACCACCAUCGCCGUUGACCAGGUGACGGCAGCCGACGGAAACUACGAGGUCCUCUUCCUGGGAACAGACAGAGGGACGGUGCAAAAGGUGAUUGUUUUGCCAAGAGACGACCUGCAGACGGAAGAGCUCAUCCUCGAGGAGGUGGAGGUGUUCAAGGUCCCGACUCCUGUUACGACCAUGAAGAUUUCAUCUAAAAGGCAACAGCUGUACGUGGCGUCAGUGGUGGGCGUGACCCAGCUCGCGCUGCACAGGUGUGACAUGUAUGGCGAGGUGUGCGCCGACUGCUGCCUGGCCCGAGACCCCUACUGCGCCUGGGACGGCAAAUCCUGCUCCCGCUACUCAGCCUCGCACAAGAGGCGCAGUCGGAGACAGGACGUUAAGUACGGGAACCCGAUACGGCAAUGCCGUGGCUACAACUCCAACGUCAAUAAGAACCCUCCACAUUCGGUGCAGUACGGUGUAGAGAGCAGCAGCACGUUUCUGGAGUGUCAGGCCAGAUCUCCACACGCUGCCAUCAAAUGGCACUUCCACAAAGACAACAGUGACCGGAAGAGAGAGGUUCGUUCAGAUGGACGUGUACUGAAGACGGAUCAGGGUUUGCUGCUGCGAUCUCUCCAGGCAUCUGACUCAGGUGUGUACGUCUGCUCGGCCACCGAGAAGAACUUCAAGCACACGCUGAUGAAGCUGCAGCUGGUGGUGUUGUCAAGCCAGGCGGUGAACAGCGUGCUACUGGAGAGCGGCUCUCGGCCUCAGACGAGUGCUUGGACGCCCAGCGCCGGCCAGUACCGAGAGCUUCUCAGCAUCCUGAGCCAACCUGAGAUGGGCCUCAUCAACCAGUACUGCCACGACUACUGGCAGCUCGGGGACGCGCUCAGAGACAGCGGCAGCGUCAAACCCAGCGAACUCAACGAGCAGAAGAAACCGCGCAACCGCCGGCAUCAUGGUGAAGAGCACGAGGACGAGGAGGAGACAUGAGGACCUCCGUCACACUUUCAGAGACUUGAUCUUGACCGUGAUGGGGGGAAAAAACACAACGUUUCCGAACUUUUGCCAGAACGAACAGAUGUCCCAGAUGUUAUAACGCGUAAAGAAUAUCAUACACAGUAUUUAUUGUAGGUUGUAAAUAGUAUAAUUCUGUGGAUUUCUUUGUACUUAAAUAGAAAAAAAAGGAAAAGAAAAGAAUGCUCUUUGUGUAUAGAGCAGAUAUUAUUGUUAUACCAUUUUUAUUGUCAUUAACGAGGAACAAAAAUCUAUCGGGCAUUGACGGGCGUUUUCAUCUCGACUUGAGUGUUUGGACUUCGUAAAAAAAAAAAAACAAAGAGGUGGGACUGUGCUGUCUGCAGGAACACGAGCAGAGACUUUAUUUCCGACAGACAGAGGGGGAAGACGUCGUUCCCAAGCCUGGUGUGUUCUGGCUCAUCAGCACAUCAUUCAUUCAGUCUUCCUUUCUGAGCACAUCUCAUAUAUAUAUAUAUAUAUAUAUAUAUAUAUAUAUAUAUAUAUAUAUAUGUUCUACAUGAUUGCACAAAAGUUCAGGUGGCAUAUGAACUGAAAGAAAAGAAGAGAAAAGGAGCAGGGUGUGAUGAGAGACGAUCACACAGCACAGUCGUCGUUUCUUGGACUCCAGCCUGGACUUUGAGAUUAUGGAUGAAAAUGUGCAUUAGGUUUGUUCUGCUCCUGAUGAAAUAUACCUAUUAGUAAAGAUGUUUGAAACCACUGCAGACUGACUCUGGGCAGCUUCAACCCUCACUUUUACCACUUUUGUAAAGAAGAAAAGCACAAAGUGACUCGUUACGUCACAUGACAGUGAAGCACACGUCAUUACAGACCUGUACCGGUCUGGGAUUAUAUACAGGAAACUUGCAAAAACAAAAAAAUAGCUACUUACCACACAUUGCUCCGUACUGAAUUUUCCAGACUGAAAUUCACACACAUUAUAAUUCCUGCAUUAGAAUAAUUGUUACAUGCCCAUUUGUUACUGUUAUUAUGGUAGGCUUUAUACUCCAGGAUUUAUGGUAAUAUCUUGGUGCAAAAAUCAGUCACCUCAAUUCAGAACUCAGAAGAGAUCAAUGCUAAAUAGGCAGAGUGCACUAUUAUCCUUUUUUUUUUUUUUAUAAUACACAAUUUGCGCUAUUAUCAAAAUUAGUAUUAAAGGUGCAGGGUGUAAUUUUUAAAGUGUUCCUAAACCUAUAAUAAUCAUACCUUUUUAAGGGUACCUGGAAGAACUGCGAUGUGCGAUACUGCAGAAAAUCUUCCCAGUUUCUUCAUUUCAGGCUUCUGUGCCAACUUUUUCCAGCCCGUAAAUGAGUCCCACCAAAGCCAAAACUGUGCUCUUUUACCUAAACGGCAACUCAUGGGGCAAAUAUGUUGUCAGAGGAAGGGGCGGAGUCUGUUGUGUGGAGGGUAAUCAAAGACUGUACCAAAGCUUAGGAAAUAAGCUGAAUUUCUGCAACACUAACAGGAUAAAAACUAAAUACUAAAAUGGCAGGACAAACACAGAAAAUAAAAUAUGAUUUAUGCAACAAGGCAGCAGAACUGACAGUGAUGUUUUGUCCGGAAAAUACGGUACUCAUCAGGAAGUUAGCUUUCACUGUGUGCAUGACUAAUGUGUUUGUAAUACUGUAAUUCUAAACACGAAAAUCACUGUUAUUUUUUUUUUUCCUUUAUACAUUUUCGGCAAACCAGGAGACAGAAGAAAUUACCUGAGAGCAAUGAUACACAAUGAUACACUGUUUUUUUUGUCCAUCCUCCGACAUACAGUACUAUGUGUGGGAUUGUUACUGUGCUGAGGAAAUACCACACGUUCCACAUCUGUAUCUUUCCUUCAUCUUACAACAGGAGGAAAACGGUUGUACAAUUUAUUGGUCUUGUCGUCUUUCAUCAUCACUUUUUAAGCCUAAAUGCACAGGUGAUGUUAUUGCAAUGAUUUGUGUAAAUGACCCCGCCCCCUCUCCUUGUUGGUGUUGCUAACUAAUAAAUUAAAGCUCUAUAUUUUAUAGUAA